GGAUCUGUAGUCUUGACGAUUCGAGUUUGACUGAUUGAUCGACUGUUGACGAAUUUGUCCAUUCCCAGUCAUGGCAGGGGAGCAUGGUGAGGAACGAAAGGAAGAUGACACGAGUAGGAACGGAAUUGAUCACGAGGAUGAUGAUGAUUCUUCGUCGCCGAAUCUCUAUUCCAUUCUAAACCUAAGUCGAGAUGCUACCACUGACGAAGUACAUCGUUCGUAUCGCACUCUUUCCACGACCUUCCAUCCUGACAAGGUCCGCUUGCGGCAGCAAACAGGACAGACCCCAGCAACACUAAUUACUCAACAAGAAACCGACAAAAUUCAGGAAACAUUUUUGCAAUUCAAAAGAGCGCACGAUGUUUUGAUCGAUCCCGUUUUGCGCUUGGCAUACGAUUGUUACGGAGAGGAUGGAGUGGAACUGAUUCGAAAAGUUCAGCAGCAACAGCGGGACGAAAAGACCAGGCGGGAAGAAGCAGCGCGGGAGCAAGAAGAGGGAAAAGAUGACAACGGCAACGCAAACUACGAUGAUUUCGACGAACAAGACGACGACAGCAGCGAUUAUGAUGAUGACGAUUGCGACGACGAUGACGACGAUGCUUGGAAUCUAUAUGAAAAGUUGGAACACUUGUUGGUGGUUCAAAAGGAUGCAUCGGGAGCAAAAGAAGAGCUCCGGAAAUUCAUGGAACAGCAUGAUUAUCUGCAAAAUUUGACGGAGGAUAAUUGCGUCCACCUAAAUCUGUCCAUGACCUUUCCUCCGGUGGUUCCACUUAAGCCUGUCUUAUAUCAGGGAAGAGAUUACCUUCGUUUCGUUCAAAAGAAAAUGCUAUCUUCUCCACCUGUGGACGAAGAGGAAAAACAGUAUCUUCAGCAACGGAUUUUGCAGGAGCGGAGACUUGUCGACUACCAGAUUAGCCAGUUGCGAUCAUCUCAAAAAGCAGAUGUUGGAUUUACCCUGACGAGUGUCGUUCAACCAUCGAGAAAUAAAAGCACGCAUAGCGACGAUAGCGACAACAACAAUCCUAUCAGACAGCAGCCCAGUAAAUGGUCCAUGGCGGUUGGGUGCAGCACAGACCUGAUCUAUCCGGGGGUGGCGGAACUGACCAAAAUGGCAGCGAUUGCCAAAGAUCCGAAGAAAAAAGACUACCAAACUAUGGCUGAAAAGCACCCAAUCACUAUGUUUGUCAACACCAGCUACCAGGCUGCCCCUACGACACAGAUCUUUGGGACGGCUAAUCUCAACAACGACAACGAGUCCCACCAGUAUUCCCUCGGAUCGACACAUACAUUUUCCAACCAAACGGCCUGCCGGUACGGAAUGACGAUCCUGAGUCGAUCUCCCCUUCCAGAUGACGACCCAGUUAUUUUUAACCUCAAGACCUACCGUCACCUGCAAGGGAUCGGGACGACAUCUGUGGGUCUUUCGGCCGGGAGCAACGGCCGGAUACUGCAAUGGAAUGCCAGCUGGCAGGCGACUCUGUCGUCGUUCUCCAAGUUAUUCCAAAGCAGCACGCCACAGCAGCAACAACACCAGCAGAACCGCUUUUCGCACAAGGUUUUGGCAAAGGCUUCUGUUGGUAUGCUCCAGGGGAACUCAUUGGAAUUCGGAUACAAGUGCAAGUUUCCAAAAAAGGGGGAGAGUAGAAACAACGAACAGAACAGCAGUGAAAGCAACCUUUGGACAUGGCUCGAAGAAAACUUCACCCUUCCCAAAAAAGCCGAACUCACAACCGUAUGGGGGCACUUUUCGAAGCUAAAUGCUAUGGUUACACACGAGAUCACAUCGCUGGCCACUCAUCCGACUCUCGCAUUUGGCCUGGAACACGAUAUUUCCCUGGGACGAUGGGCUUGGAUCUGGGAGAUUCAGUACAACAAUUCUACCUUUCGGAUACCAAUUCCUGUCUUGCAACUGGGUAGCGUGACAAAUUAUCAGGCCUUUUACUCCCAGAAAUUUUAUUAUGGAAUUUACUGCUUGUGCCUUCAAUCUAUGGUGGCAGACUUGCUGGAAGAAACUGGAGGAGGCGAUCGAAAGGCUUCUGCUCCUACCAGCAAUAACAACAGUACAAAUGAUGCCAAUUACGGAAUCAGCCCCGGUGUCGUAGUUUCUAGGAGGAAAGGUGGAGUUUUCUUGAUGGUCAAGACCAAGUCCGAAGCCGAGCGACAGCUGGCACUGAUGAAACCCGUAGCAGAAAAGAAAAUAUAUCGUGAAAUGCAGCGACAGUUUGGCACGGGAAAAGGCUUGAUCGUUUUGACCGCUACCUACUGGCAUCGAAUGAGUCACAAUUCCUCCAUAGUGAACGGUAGCGAGGAUAACAAUCAUAGCGAAUACGAUAACAAAGAUCCAUCUUUAAUGGUGCACGAAGUAGUGUCUAUGGACGCCACAGUACAGCUGCAAUUUUGGGUCUUAAACGGGAAACUCGUUGCUCCUAGUGGGAUUCCGAAAUCUUCUUGGAUGGGAUUUUACACUCUAGCCACAGAAUCGAAGUUCCGGAAGAAUCGCCGUCGCUUUGGCAGGAACCAAAAAUCGGCAGCAAGACGAUGGCUAUCUAUAGGUUGUCGUCGUUUCAAUCAUUUCUUGAACCAGUUAUCUACAAUCAAAACAACAAGGAAGAAAGGGAACGAGGAAGACGAUCUGUCUCGAUCGAACGAUCCACAAGAAGAGGAAGGUCCUCGAUUGACUGUUCGGUAUUCCUACAACGGCAACGUCUACGAAAUUAGCGUGGGAGAAACAGAGGGAUUUAAUCUUCCCUGCGAGGACGACGACCGAGUGGAACGCUUGGGAGACGCUGCGUUUUUGCAGUAAGGCAGGGUAUAGACGUACAGAGACUUAAAUGUACGCAAAACAAGUGAUUUUCGUCGUAAGGACUUAUCUAAUGAGUUCCAACGUUUAAAAUAGAAAUCUGCAUAUCUU
This is a messenger RNA of Pseudo-nitzschia multistriata, 2911 nucleotides long. The record is from the annotation of a GenBank genome assembly. Lineage: Eukaryota; Bacillariophyta; Bacillariophyceae; Bacillariales; Bacillariaceae.